AAAUAUUAGUCAACAUUUGCAUAUAUAGUUAUCAAAUUCGAAACUUGUUCCUCUAUUUUUUAUUCCCAUUACUUUGAUCAGGUCUAAUAUACACUUUGUUUAGCCAAUAUAUACAAGGCAAUUUCUGCAAAUUCUAGGUAACAAGAACAUCAAUAUAGCCAGCUUCACAACAUGAAAGUAUUUUCAGUAUUAAUCUUCUUCCUUCUAGCUACAACGUCCCAUGGUAGCCAGGUUUUUUCAGAUGGGUCAUGCCUGAGUUGGCGAUUUGCUGUGGAAACUAAUAAUAUUAAAGGAUGGCAAACAGUUCCUAAUGAAUGUGGAGAGUACAUGGGGAAUUACAUGUUAGGCCAUCAGUACAGGAAAGACUCCAAAGCCGUCACUGAUGAAGCUUGGCGCUAUGUUAAGAGCCUGAAACUACCCAGCGACGGCCGAAACAUAUGGGUUUUUGACAUAGAUGAGACCUCGCUCUCUAAUUUGCCUUUUUUUGCCCAGCAUGGAUUCGGGACAAAGCCGAUUAACAUCACGACGGCAUACGAAUGGGUCAACAAAGCCAAAGCACCAGCGUUGCCGGAGAGUCUUGAGCUAUACAGAAAGUUAUUGUCUCUUGGGAUUAAAGUUGUGUUUCUGACAGGAAGAGAUGAAGAGUUCAGGAAUGUCACUGCAACCAACCUAAAGAAUGUUGGAUACCACACUUGGGAGCAACUUAUCCUCAGGGCAUCAUCUUAUCCGGCAAAUGCAACAGUUCAAUUAUACAAACCAAAUGAAAGAAGAAAGCUUGAGGAGAUUAACAGGUACAGAAUUAUCGGAAACAUAGGCGAUCAAUGGGCUGAUAUUCUGGGGAUUCAUCCUGGCAAUCGGACGUUUAAGCUGCCUAAUCCAAUGUAUUACGCACUAUAGUGAAAUACAAUGUAAAUUUAUUUAUGU
This is a messenger RNA of Mangifera indica (mango), 924 nucleotides long. Its product is annotated as acid phosphatase 1-like. Gene Ontology annotation, molecular function: acid phosphatase activity. The coding region runs from base 172 to 897 and encodes 241 amino acids. NCBI's taxonomy places the organism in Eukaryota, Viridiplantae, Streptophyta, Magnoliopsida, Sapindales, Anacardiaceae. The record is from RefSeq and is a predicted model, not a curated record. The transcript has 3 exons.